AUGCUCUGGAAACUGGUUGAAAAUGUCAAGUAUGAAGAUAUCUAUGAGGACCGGCAUGAUGGAGUGCCCAGCCACAGUUCCAGGCUGUCCCAGCUGGGAUCCGUCUCGCAGGGACCCUACUCCAGCGCUCCUCCGCUCUCUCACACCCCAUCCUCGGAUUUCCAGCCGCCUUACUUCCCACCCCCCUACCAGCCUCUUCCUUACCACCAAAGCCAGGACCCUUACUCCCAUGUCAAUGACCCCUACUCCCUAAACCCCCUGCACCAGCCCCAGCAGCACCCCUGGGGACAGAGGCAGAGGCAAGAGGUGGGAUCAGAAACCGGGUCACUGCUGCCACAGCCUCGGGCCGCCCUGCCCCAGCUCUCGGGACUGGACCCCAGGCGGGACUACCACUCAGUUCGGAGGCCAGACGUCCUCCUGCACUCAGCUCACCAUGGCCUUGACUCCGGCAUGGGGGACAGCCUUUCUCUGCACGGCAUCGGACACCCAGGGAUGGAGGAGGUCCAGUCAGUUGAAGAUGCCAAUAACAGCGGUAUGAACUUAUUGGACCAGUCUGUCAUUAAAAAAGUUCCGGUUCCUCCAAAAUCUGUGACUUCUUUGAUGAUGAAUAAAGAUGGUUUUCUGGGUGGAAUUUCGGUCAACACCGGAGAGGUGUUCUGCUCUGUACCCGGCCGCUUGUCCUUGCUUAGCUCCACUUCAAAGUACAAAGUCACUGUGGGAGAAGUCCAGAGGCGCCUUUCCCCUCCGGAGUGUCUGAACGCGUCCCUCCUAGGAGGAGUGCUCAGAAGAGCCAAAUCGAAAAACGGGGGAAGAUCUUUGCGAGAAAGGCUAGAAAAAAUCGGUUUGAAUUUGCCAGCCGGCAGGCGUAAGGCCGCAAAUGUCACUUUACUCACCUCCCUGGUGGAAGGUGAGGCCGUUCAUUUAGCUCGGGAUUUUGGGUACAUCUGUGAAACGGAGUUCCCAGCCAAAGCUGUUUCUGAGUACCUGAACAGACAGCACACGGACCCCAGCGACCUCCACUCCAGGAAAAACAUGCUGCUUGCUACAAAGCAACUUUGUAAAGAAUUCACAGAUCUCUUGGCCCAGGACAGGACGCCCAUUGGGAACAGCCGGCCCACCCCUAUUUUGGAACCGGGCAUUCAGAGCUGCUUGACUCACUUCAGCCUCAUCACCCACGGCUUUGGGGCCCCCGCUAUCUGCGCCGCCCUCACGGCCCUCCAAAACUACCUGACUGAAGCUCUCAAAGGCAUGGACAAGAUGUUCUUGAACAACAACACUGCUAACAGGCACACAUCUGGCGAAGGACCAGGUAGUAAAACUGGAGACAAGGAAGAGAAACACAGAAAAUGAGAGAGAGAGAGAGAGAGAAAGAGAGAGAGAGAGAGAGAGAGGAAAAAAAAAUUAGGAUGAAAGAAAGGAAAAGAAAAAAAAAGUUAAAUAAAUAAAAGGAGAAGAGAGAGAUAAUCUUUUAAAAGAAAACCGUCUUAAUUUUAGCUUUAAAAAUACUGGAUUGGGCUUUGGAAGAAUUCUAUUAGGUAGGACAAAAUAAUAAUAAUAAAAAUAAAAAUAAUAAUAAAGGAAAGACAAUAAUUUAAGAAAAGAGGAGCACAAUGGCGCAAGACCAGUGGUUCAGAGUCUCUUGCCAGGAACAUGUGAAGACAACUACCAGGAU
Molecule: messenger RNA, 1672 nt
Organism: Prinia subflava (tawny-flanked prinia)
Lineage: Eukaryota; Metazoa; Chordata; Aves; Passeriformes; Cisticolidae
Gene: TFAP2B
Product: transcription factor AP-2 beta
Exons: 7
Coding region: 1-1350 (449 amino acids)
Biological process (GO): anatomical structure development; regulation of transcription by RNA polymerase II; regulation of cell population proliferation
Cellular component (GO): nucleus
Molecular function (GO): RNA polymerase II transcription regulatory region sequence-specific DNA binding; DNA-binding transcription factor activity, RNA polymerase II-specific
Source: RefSeq, a predicted model, not a curated record